Molecule: messenger RNA, 4192 nt
Organism: Schistocerca gregaria
Lineage: Eukaryota; Metazoa; Arthropoda; Insecta; Orthoptera; Acrididae
Product: methylglutaconyl-CoA hydratase, mitochondrial
Exons: 1
Coding region: 458-1345 (295 amino acids)
Biological process (GO): fatty acid beta-oxidation
Cellular component (GO): mitochondrion
Molecular function (GO): enoyl-CoA hydratase activity
Source: RefSeq, a predicted model, not a curated record
UACUUGUACUACAAUGCAUCUAGCCACCUUUCUAGUUCCCUUACAAAAGCAAGACGAUCAUUGUUUCUUGAAACUGGCCGAGUGUCAAAAUCUGUUCAUUUCCUCAUCUCUAAUUUUUGUUUUAAUGAUUCUGUAAACCUAAGAUCAUGGUGAACAUUUAAAUGGGCCGCCACAAUUCAUCUUUCGUCAUCUCCGCCAUGCACCAAAACGGAUGUUUUCAUCUUUUGAUUGUUGAUAUCGACUGUGUGCAUAGAGUUACUAAAUAAAAACGACUGUGUGUGACUAUGUGCAAGGAGGUUAUUCUAACGUCCUUGAAUUACUGAUUACGUCGCGUUGUAAUGGAAGGGGCCUGUUCAUCAAUGCGUUCGCAGUUCUCACUGAAACAUACCGUGUGUGUUGUGUGUGUGCCGUGCUAGCGAUUUAAGUUGUGCACUGUGAAAGCCACAACUACGCUACAAUGCUUGUACCUAAAAAGUUAAUUAGACACUUGAUUAAAUGCAGCUUGAGUGUUAGAACAUAUUCAUCUGCUUUAAAAUCAGCGAAAUUAAGUGAAGUUUGUGUAGAUUCAUUAAAAGGAAAUGACAGCGGAAUAAUAGUUCUUGGAUUGAACAGGCCGAAAGCAAGAAAUGCGUUAGGAAAGACAAUAGUCUCGGAACUAACAGAUUUACUGGAGAAUUUAAAACAUCUCGAUGAUGCUCGUGUAGUAAUAUUAAGAAGUUUGGUGCCUGGUGUGUUUUGUGCGGGUGCUGAUCUUAAGGAAAGAUUGGAAAUGAAAGAAGAUGAAGUAUUGCCAUUUGUUAAUCGGCUUAGGUUUAUUGUGAAAUCUACAGAAAGUUUACCGAUGCCGGUAAUAGCAGCUCUUGAUGGUCUUGCUGUUGGCGGAGGAUUUGAGAUGGCUUUAGGCUGUGACAUUAUAGUUGCAUCGAAUACGUGCAAAAUGGGGCUAGUGGAGACAAAAGUUGGCAUCCUUCCGGGUGCAGGAGGAACACAGAAGUUACCUCGCCUCGUUGGCCCUGCGUUUGCAAAGGAAUUAAUUUUCACCGCCCGAACCAUCAGUGGUGUUGAAGCUUACGAGAGAGGCAUUGUGAACUACGUUGUGGAACAGAAUGAACACAACGAUGCUGCCUAUCAAAAGUCACUAGCAGUUGCUAGAAGUAUACUUCCGAAUGCGCCGGUUGGCAUUAGGAUGGCAAAAAAGGCAAUUAAUAAAUCAAUGGACGUAGACAUCAACACAGGUUAUACCAUUGAGGAAGCUUGCUAUGCUCAGGUUAUAUCAACCAAAGACAGAAUUGAGGGACUUGCAGCAUUUAGAGAAAAACGACCUCCCAAAUUUACUGGCAGCUAAGAUAAAAUUAUUGAAAGAAGAAAUCCUUAUUUAGCAUUUUGUCAUUUGUAGAACGAAAAUUAACUACAAACCAUUUGAAGAUUAAAUAACAUAGUCCAGUUUCAUGUUACAAUUACAUAGUGACUGACUGCAGAUGAAAACUCUUUCAUGAAAUAUGUAAAGCUUGUUUGAAACAGCUAUAUGUAAAAUGGUUUCAGGUUUUCGGGUAAAGCUGUUAGUAGUUCCUUUAAUCACAAUCUGUUAUUGUUACUGCAUUUUUUAAAUUGAAAUUCUUGUUUGUGAGGUAACAAAAAAAUCCUGAAGUGUGCACUGUGUUCACUAUAAGCAUUUUCUCGGUGUACUUGUCUUCCUUUCUUAGUCCUUCAAAUCACUUUUCUCAGAAACUCACACUUCCCAUCUAGCUUACACCAUAGAUGUGUUUCCACAACCAAUAUUUCUUUAAAUUGUAGUUUACUCAUACUGAUAAUUCUGGGAAUUCAUUCUAGUUUCUUUUUUUAUGUUAGGUACAAGAAAGUAAUUACUUUGAACAGAAAGAAUGCUGAUGUUCCUUUUUUUAUGUCAAUCAAUUCUUGUUUUUAUAUGUAAUUUUUAAAAAAAAGGUAUUUAUGUAAGUUUACACAGUCCACCAUCAGCUGUUUAUAUACUGUGAAGUCGUACAUUAUUAAGUGGGAUAUAAUUCCACUAGUCCUAAUUAUAUAGUUGAGCCAGGCAUUAGAGCCUUCAUUGGAUAUUGUCAUUUUAAUGAAAGAUUCUGGAUCUGGUGUCUACCUGAUGGUUGAUUUGAGCACGGUGGUGCUAUACUAGGGAUGGUUCUAUGGAGUUGACGUGCCUUUGCUUUCCUGUCAUCUUUCAACAUGCGUAUCUGCCUGUUAUAGGAGAGUUACAGUUUAACAUGGGUUGUGAACUGUCGUGCAACUUGAUAGGUUUUUUCCCCACAUCGCUGUUAGAGAUGCUGUUAUUGAAUCUUGAGUGGAGACAGAGCCAAUACAGAAGUGUCUGAUUCCACCUGUCUGCUUUGACCCUUGAUGUCAUCAAGAUGGCGGAAACCCCUUGUCCCAGUAAAUACAAUAUGGCAACAUAAAGUCUAGAUACACCCACAAACAAAGAUAUAAACAUGCAAAAUAUUUCACUUCAGCAAUAAAAUGAAACUAUGGAGUGAAAGUAUAUGAUCUUGUGCAGGGACAAGGUAAAUCUUCCAUAAUAAUGUCAACAUUCCAAAACAAUAAUACCGAUAAACAGCAAAUAUGAAAACCAUGAGAAUAAACCAGACAAAAAUGUCAGAGAAAUCUGGAACAAAAUAUAAUAUUUCACUUGACUUAUAAAGCUCGAAGGAAAACAAUAAUACCAGCCAGCUACCCCCCCCCCCCCCCCCCCCCCAUUCAGUGUCAGAAUUUCCAUGCACUGCUGACACUUCACGCAUUUCACCAAGUGAUCAUAUAAGUGGAGAACUUUAGUUGUAUAUGCGUUAUUGUCACCCAUUGAGACGACCAAUUAAUGAGUAGUAAACUUCGUUGUAACAUCUAUAUUGUGCUACUUUUGGUAUAUUAAAACUUUUCUCGAACUUUUGGUUAAAAGUAUUUUGUAUUGAAUACUUAGUCUGAGAGCUGCAGGUUGUUAAAGUGAGGUCAAUAAAAUAGCAAAACUGUAUAUUUGGAAUUGUUUAAUAGUCGCUGUUUGAAUUAUUUUUUUGUUCAAAUCAAACUCCAGGUUUGUCAGUGAGGGGUCUGCUUUGACAGUGUAGUUGACUUUUAUUUUUUGUUUGAAGGAAGUGCACACAGUGGAGACUGCUUUCCAUUUUCUAGUUAUCUGCUCAUUUUUGUAUAUUAUAAAAUAAAGCAACUUUUAUAGUUUUAUAUUUAAUACAGUUAGCUGUUCUGUGCAGUUUGUUAAUGUGAAAUUAAAUACUGUAUCUAUUGAUUGAUUAGUUCUCACUGUUAUUUAGUUAGUGAAAACUUGGCAAUUAUUUUGAAGCUCCUUCAAAAUCAUGGAAAAAGUAUAACAGCUAUUGAAGUUGAAAAGAUCAAUAAUAAUAAUAAUAUUUUUUUGUCAUUAAGCUUACAGAAGCAAUAGACAACAUCAAAUUAUAAAAUAUAAACAAAAUUGUAUGUAGGAGUUAUAAGUACAAUAUUACAAUAGUUUUGUAAAUAGUCAAUAGACAGGAGAUAUAAUAUAUAGAGUGAGGUAGUACAACCAAGUCAAUCAGAAUGUACCAGUACAAAAUACAAGAAAAAGUCAGAAUACAGAAUAUGAUCCAGCAUUGAUAAAAUAACAAUAAUUCAUAUAUUUAGUACCUACUUAUUAAAAACUGAAAGCUAAGUAUGGUCCGAUUAACAUUACCAAUUUCUGGCACUCAUUUCAUCUAAUUGUUUGUAUCUAAAGUUAGUAUUAGUUUUCAUUUUGUAAAAUAUAGUAAUUGCUGAUUGCCUGAGGCUGUUGACAUUUGCUCACGGAUUUCGUUAAAUAUUUCACAUCCAAUAUUACAUCCAAAGUGAAUGAGCAUUACCAAUGAGGGUGUAGCAAUAGCUGGUCUUCGGAAACUGUUGACGAAGUGUUGUGAUCUAUUUUUUGCAUUUGUUUGAUAAAUCAUAUUUUGUAGUGAUUAUGUGAAUUAUAUUAUAAAAUAUAAAAUUAAGUACUGAAAAAUCAUAUCAGUGUAAAACUUUUUCAUUGUUUGUAUAAAGUACGAAGUGUGUAAAAACACAGUUGGUGAUCUGAGGCACAUUUCAGAGUGAAACUUAUCAUUUAAAUGGUUUUUAAGCUUCAUGAAACUAUUUAUGUAUAUUAAUCUUUUAUAUGAAACUGUGUUCAGUAUAUUUUAAAUUUUGAAUAAAUUUAUUUUUUUAGUAA